GAAGGGUGGCGUUGUAAUUUCGUUGCAGUCACACUGUAAGAACACUCGAUUCCCCAUUCUCCAACCCCGUUUUGGUUCUCUGCUGCCAAAGGCACCCGUCCGUCGGCCGUACGUGGCACUGUGAUUUCUACGCCGCUUUCUUUGCGUCGGAGCCGCUCUCGAUCUUUGAAACUUAGGGCUUCUCCAGUUUCUGUUCCGCCAUUAGGGCUGGCUCCGCCUUGAGAGCCGCUGCUGUGAAGGAAACAAGAAGUCCGCGUUCCCUUCUCCUGGGAGUACCCAUCUGCGGCAAAUUCCUAGUGCCGAAAUAUGGAAGAGGAUAUCAACUCUUUUGUCUCAAGUGGCGUGGUUUCUAGCAUAAGUUUUAGCCUAGCUUCAUUUGAUGAAGUAAGCAAAUAUUCUAUUAAUAAUUGCCCAAUAUCACAUCCAAGCCAGUUGGGAAACCCUUUUCUUGGUUUGCCACUUGAAUCAGGGAGGUGUGAAUCAUGUGGGACUGUUGAGACUGAAAAAUGUGAAGGGCAUUUUGGUUAUGUUGAGUUCCCCAUACCUAUUUAUCAUCCCUCCCACAUUAGUGAGCUGAAGAACAUUUUGACCCUGCUUUGUUUAAGGUGCCUGAGAGUAAAGAAGGGAAAGAUUAAAUGUGAAACAGGAAAAGAGAAGAUCUCCAUUGCAUCUUGUACAUAUUGUCGGGAGAUUCAACCAGUUUCAGUUAUCGAAGUUAACAAAACUGAUGGAGCGGUUGGGUUGGAAUUAAGAGUUACCACACCAAAUAGGCUCCGAGAAGGUUAUUGGAAUUUCUUAGAUAGGUUUGGAUUUCACCAUAGUGAAAAUGGAUUUCAAAGUCUUCAUCCACUUGAGGUUAUUCGUAUUUUUAAUGAGAUACCAGAAGAAACUAGGAGAAGGCUAUCUGCAAAGGGAUUCUUUCCCCAUACUGGUUUCAUCAUUCAAUAUUUUCCUGUUCCUCCGAACUGCUUAUCCUUGCCGCAAAUUUCAGAUGGCAAGAUAAUUAUGUCAUCGGACAAUUCAAAAAAUUUACUUCGAAGAAUUUUCACUAGCAUCGAGAAAAUAAAGACUAAUCAUUCUUCUUGUAUUGAAACUCCAGAAAGUGACUUGAGUAGCCUGCAGGUAGCAGUUGCACGGUAUUUGAGUCUCAGGGGUGUUGCGAAGGUACCUCAUGACAUAAAUGGGAAGUUAAAGAUUAGCGUGGCAGCUGAAAAUCCUUCGAAGCAAUGGCUUGAUAAGAUGAGAACGUUAUUUAUCAGUAAAGGAUCUGGCUUUUCUUCUCGAAGUGUAAUCACUGGUGAUCCUUAUAUAGGGAUUGAUGUUAUUGGCUUACCAUCUGAAAUUGCUAAAAAGGUUACCUUUGAGGAGAGAGUGUCUGUCUAUAACUUGGAGCGCUUGCAGAAGAUGGUAAAUAAUAGGUUAUGUGUGGCUUAUACAGAUGGGGAGACGAAGUUCUCUAUAGAAACUAGUGCUGAAGGACAUGUAAAGCUAAAAGUUGGUCAAAUUGUGUGUCGCAGAAUAAUGGAUGGUGAUGUGGUUUUCCUUAAUCGUCCUCCUAGUACACACAAACACUCUGUCCAAGCUUUUUACGUGUCACUUCAUGAUGAGAAUGUUGUGAAAAUCAAUCCAUUGGUCUGUUCUCCUAUUGGAGCUGACUUUGAUGGUGAUUGUGUGCAUAUAUUUUAUCCGCAGUCACUUGCUGCAAAAGCCGAAGCUAUUGAGUUAUUUAGUGUUGAAAAACAACUUCUGAGCUCUCAUAAUGAUUUGCUAAAUAUGCAGUUUGUUCAGGACUCGUUGUUGUCCCUGAGGCUGAUAUCCAAUGCCUGUUUUCUGACAAAAAUGACAGCACAACAGUUAUCAAUGUUUGUUCCCCGUGGCUUGCCAUCACCUGCUUUUGUCAAGGCUCAUAAUCAUGGCCCAUUUUGGACUAUUUUUCAGGUGUUACAAUGUGCAUUUCCUGCCUCUCUUGAUUGUUCUGGUGACAGGCAUUCCAUCAGUGGUAGUGAAAUACUACAUGUUGAUUUUAAAAAGGACAUGAUCCAUGCAUCGCUGGUUGAUAUGGUUUCUUCUGUUUUGUCAUUUAAAGGUUCCAAAGAGGGGCUUGUGUUUUUGAACACUGUGCAGCCUCUGCUUAUGGAGAUGUUAAAUGUACAAGGAUUCAGUAUCAAUUUGCAGGAUUUUGAUGUCCCAAAGGAUAUUCUUGAAGAUAUUCAUUUCAAAUUGCAAGAGAUAUCUUGUUUGCUCAGCAAACCCCGAUCAUCUUAUAGAGAAGGCCAGGACUUGCAAGUUGAGGAUCUUCUCAAAAUUCUUAAAUUUCCUAUCACUGAUUUUAUUCUGAAGACUUCAUCAGUUGGUACUAUGAUUGAUUCGAAGAGUGAGUCAUCAAUCUUUAAAGUUCUGCAACAGCUAGGAUUUUUAGGCCUUGAACUAUUUGAGAGAGGAAAAUUGUACUCGAAGACCCUAGUUCAGGAUGUGUUUUCAUAUUACCUUGGAAAACAUUCGAUUGAUGGAGUUGGUGUUCCAUCUGAGGCCUGUGGUCUGGUUAAGGGUUCUUUCUUUGGUGGUUUAAAUCCAUAUGAAGAUUUUGUCCAUUCUAUUUGCACAAGAGAAGUUAUUGUUCGUUCCUCUAGAGGGCUGACAGAGCCAGGAACAUUGUUUAAGAAUCUAAUGGCGAUUCUUCGAGAUGUUGUAGUUUGUUAUGAUGGGACUGUGAGGAAUGUGUGCAGAAAUUUUGUUAUUCAAUUUCAGUAUAGAGUGAAGGAUGAUAUUGAUACUUCGAUUGGAGAGCUUGCUGGUGAGCCAGUUGGGGUGUUGGCUGCAACUGCAAUAUCUAAUCCAGCUUAUAAAGCUGUCUUGGAUUCUUCUCUCAGUACAAAUUCAUCAUGGGAGUUGAUGAAGGAAAUAUUGCUUAGCAAAGUAGGUUACCAAAAUGUAAUCAAUGAUCGGCGUGUGGUACUGUAUUUGAACGACUGUCUUUGUGGGAAAAGGUUUUGCAAGGAAAUGGCUGCAUUUGCUGUUCAGGAUUGCUUGAAGAAGUUUACCUUGAGGGACUGUGCUUCUGAAUUCACUAUUGAGUACAAGAAACAAAUAGUUCCUUGUGAUGGUUUGGAUGCAGUUUCCGGCCUUGUUGGUCAUAUUCACCUUGAUAAGGGGCGGUUGAAAGCAUGGAAUACGAGAAUAGAGGAAAUUCUUCCGAAGUGUCAAGAGAUUAUAUCUGGCAGUCAGAAGAAGAAAGGACCUCUUUCCUUUUUGUUUAAAGGAAUUGUUUUGUCAACCAGUGAAUGUUGUCAGCAGCCACAUGACGCAACUUUGACUGGUACCCCAUGUUUGCAGUUCUACUUUGAUAUAGGUGGUAAAAUACCUGGUGAAUCUCUGGAUAGACUAAUUCACAUUAUGGCAAAUGUUGUCUGUCCUAUGUUGUUGGAAACAAUUAUUAAAGGUGAUUCUAGAGUAGAUUCAGCUAAUAUCAUUUGGGUCGAACCUACAAACUCUUCUUCCGUGAGAGAUAGGAGACCAUUGAAGGGAGAAUUAGCCAUUGAAAUUUUUGUUGGAAGAAGUUAUGCUCGACAAAAUGGUGAUGCAUGGAGAACUGUUUUGGAUGCUUGCUUACCUGUUAUGCACCUCAUUGAUACCAGGCGAUCUGUACCCUAUGGCAUCAAGCAAGUUGAGGACCUCCUUGGCAUUUCUUGUAGUUUUGAGCAAUCAGUUCAGCGCCUAUCAGCAUCAAUUAAGAUGGUUGCGAAAGGAGUACUUAAAGAGCACCUCAUUCUUGUUGCAAAUAGCAUGACAUGUACAGGAAGUCUUCUUGGUUUCAAUAACAGCGGCUUCAAGAAACUUCUCCGCUCGUUGAAUGUUCAAAUGCCAUUUACUGAAGCAACUUUAUUUACUCCAAUAAAAUGUUUUGAGAGAGCUGCUCAAAAAUGUCAUACAGAUACGCUGACUAGUAUAGUUUCAUCAUGUUUAUGGGGCAAACAUGUUGCAGUUGGUACUGGUUCCUGCUUCAAAGUUUUCUGGGAUAAACAGCAGGUGAAAGCUAACCAAGAUGUAGAAAAGGAUGUUUAUGAUUUCCUAGAGUUGGUGCAGACAGCAUCUGCUGAAAAGGAAGUUGACGUUGAUGAUCUCAUGUAUGAGAGUGAAUAUGAGUUCUGUGCUUCUCCAGUGUCAGGCAUACACAUUGGGAAAGAAACUUAUAAUGAUGGAAAUGAUUCCCUAUUCCAUUCUGAAAUUUUAGUACAGGAGAGAGAGGAUGGGAAUAAAUUAAACUGGGAAAGUGGUUCAGAGUCCUCAAUGAAACCAAAUAGUUGGCAAGGAUGGGAAAGUAAGAAAAAGCCAGAUAAACUUGAUUCCCAAUCAUCUCUAAAGAAAGAUGGUGCCUGGUCGGGGUGGGAUAUUGGGAAUGAGAAAGAGUCCACUAAAUAUGGAAGUCAAACACCUGAGGUUCAACAAGGAUGGGGUGGUUCAAGCAAACCACCCUCUGUGGAUACUGGCAACUCUGAAAGAGUUGAUAAUGGUAAACAAUGGAAUGAAAAUAGUGAAGCAAAUGGUGCUUGGCCAUCCUCCGGCUGGGGUUUGGCAAGUGAAUCCAAUGUUUCCAAAACAUGGAACAGUUCUAAUAAACCUGCAUGGAACAGUGACAUGACAAGUAAAGCAGCCAGAGGGAAUGGCCACAACGCAGAAAAGGCUAAUUUUGGAAGAUCUUCCGAAUCGAAUGAUUGGAAUGAGAAUAGAGUAGCAAAUCAUAGAGAGAGAGAUUGGAAUUUGACAGAUGCAUCCAAAAGUUGCAGUAGCUCUAAGCCUGUCUGGAAUACUGAUGGGUUAAGUAAAGGUGGAGCUUGGAGUAGUUUUAAGCAUGAAAAUAUUAGGUCUGAAAGGUCCUUCCAAUCGGAUAAAUGGAAUGAGAAUAAUAAUGCCACAGAUCAUGGAGAUAGUGCUUGGGGUUCAACUGGUGAAUCUGAAAGUUGGAAAAGUCCUGCUAAGACUAUAUUGGACACUGACGGGACAAGUAAAGCUGGCGCCUGGGAUAGUCCAAAAACUGAAAUGGUUAGUUUUGGAAGAUCCUCCGAACUAAAUAAUUGGAAUGAAAAAGGCGCAACAGAUAAUGGAGAUAGUUCUUGGGGAUAUCGAGGUCGUGGCUCAACUGAUGCUGCUUGCAGCAAUUGGAAAAGUACAUGCAAUACACAUAACAAUGAUGCAAGAGCUAAUGUCGAGUCCUCAAAUGUGGAAAAAUUGGAUGAGACCAAAGCUGCUGAUAAUGGAAAUAGUGGCUGGAAAUCUCGGGGCUGGGGUUCAACGGAUGGGCGCAGAACUUGGAAGAAUUCUUCUGCGAGGACAGGGAUAAAAUCAGAUGAACAAAGAGGUAGGAAUGCUAUUGGAAGCUCUAACAUGAAAAGAAAUGCCGAAUUGUUGACGCAUGAGGAGGAGCAGAUUCUUUUUGAAGUGGAACCUGUGUUCUGUUCUGCUAAAAAAAUAUUGCAUGAUGCGAGUGUUGGCCAACCUCUAUCUACUGAGCACCAGCAGGUUAUCAAGGAGCAAGUUUUUGAGUACCAUCCUGAUAAGGAUGGAAAACUCUCUGGUGGCCAGAUUGAUCACAUUAUGGUUGAUAAGCACGAGACUUUCACGGACAGCAAGUGCUUUUUUGUUGUUUCAACCGAUGGGUCGAGGUCUGACUUCUCGUACAUCAAGUGCUUGAUGAAUCUGAUUAAACAGAAAUUCCCCGAGCAUGGUGCGUCCUUCAACAGUAAAUAUUUUAGGAAGCGAUCCUCUGCUCCUACAGAUUCUACACAGCAAUAGCCUGUUCUAAGUUUCUAGAUCUAAGUUGUACAAUAAAUAACUUUAGAAGUUUGUUUCUGUAAUAUCCUUUUCCAUAUUUUGUACCUUGAAAUCAUCCUGCAAAUUAUCUAUGUAUGUACUUGCCAUGGUGUAGAUUAUGUUGUGAAACAUGAGUUCUCUGAGCUCAUGACGCCCCUUCUCUCAGAGAGCAAGGAAAUAUUCUUUGGCAGCUUGUGCUGCAAUUUUUUGUUAUGAAAUCUUUCCAAAUUAGUAGUGAUU
Messenger RNA from Phalaenopsis equestris, 6048 nucleotides. RefSeq names its product DNA-directed RNA polymerase V subunit 1. The record is from RefSeq and is a predicted model, not a curated record. The coding region runs from base 307 to 5790 and encodes 1827 amino acids. NCBI's taxonomy places the organism in Eukaryota, Viridiplantae, Streptophyta, Magnoliopsida, Asparagales, Orchidaceae. The transcript is spliced from 19 exons. Gene Ontology annotation, molecular function: DNA binding. Gene Ontology annotation, cellular component: RNA polymerase II, core complex. Gene Ontology annotation, biological process: DNA-templated transcription.